GGGGGAGGCGGCGGCGGCGGCGGCGGCGGCCGGGUCUGAGGGAGCCGGAGGCAGGCAGGCAGCGAGCGGCGAUGUCGGUGCAGGUGGCGGCCCCCGCCGUGGAGCUGAAGGAGCUGGGCGGCCCCAGGGACAAGGGGGCGGCCGCCCCCUCCCGCCCGGCCGAGCCGGGGCUUCUCCCCCCGCCGGGGCUCGGCGUGGCCGGGGCGCCCUGCCCGCUGCCGGCCCCGGCCGGGGAGCGUGAGGCGGCGGCGGCGGCGGCGGCCCCCGGCGCGGGGUGCGGAGCCGAGCGGCCUCCCGCGAGCGGCUGCCCCGGGCUCCCCGCGGCCGGGCUCCCCCCCGGGGCCGCCAAGGUGCCGCAGGCGUCGGCCAUGAAGAGGAGCGACCCGCACCACCCGCAGCACCGGCACCGGGACGGGGGGGACGGCGGCGCCGGGCGGGAGGCGCUGGUCAGCCCCGACGGCACCGUCACCGAGGCGCCCCGCACCGUCAAGAAGAUCCAGUUUGCUGACCAAAAGCAAGAAUUUAACAAGCGCCCAACGAAAAUCGGUCGCCGUUCUCUGUCCCGUUCCAUUUCUCAAUCAUCUACAGAUAGCUACAGCUCAGAAGAGAGGCCCGAACAGCUGAGUGUAGGCUCUUCCCUGCCACACUCAGCACAGGCAAAUGCCAAGGGAACUCUCUCUGCCCCCAAGGAAGCAAUGAAGAUAUGGCUAGCUCAUCCAGCUGCCUCAUACACCGACAGCUCUGAUGAUGAGACCUCCCCCAGGGACAAGCAACAGAAGAACUCCAAAGGCAGCAGCGAUUUCUGUGUGAAAAACAUAAAGCAGGCAGAGUUUGGGCGCAGAGAGAUUGAAAUUGCUGAACAAGAGAUGCCUGCACUUAUGGCUUUAAGGAAGCGAGCUCAGGGAGAGAAGCCAUUGGCUGGGGCCAAGAUUGUGGGCUGCACGCACAUAACUGCACAGACUGCCGUAUUAAUGGAGACUCUUGGUGCCUUGGGUGCUCAAUGCCGAUGGGCUGCCUGCAACAUCUAUUCUACUCUCAAUGAAGUGGCUGCUGCCCUGGCUGAAAGUGGGUUCCCUGUCUUUGCCUGGAAGGGAGAGUCUGAAGAUGACUUCUGGUGGUGUAUCGAUCGCUGUGUCAACGUCGAAGGAUGGCAGCCUAAUAUGAUCUUGGAUGAUGGAGGGGACCUGACCCACUGGAUUUACAAGAAAUACCCCAACAUGUUUAAGAAGAUCAAGGGGAUAGUAGAAGAGAGUGUGACUGGGGUCCACAGAUUAUACCAGUUAUCUAAAGCUGGGAAACUCUGUGUCCCAGCUAUGAACGUCAAUGACUCUGUCACCAAACAGAAGUUUGACAAUCUCUACUGCUGCAGAGAAUCCAUUCUUGAUGGCCUUAAAAGGACUACAGACAUGAUGUUUGGAGGAAAGCAAGUGGUGGUCUGUGGGUAUGGAGAGGUUGGAAAGGGUUGCUGUGCUGCUUUGAAGGCCAUGGGCUCCAUAGUGUAUGUGACAGAGAUCGAUCCAAUCUGUGCCCUGCAAGCCUGCAUGGAUGGAUUCCGCCUUGUGAAACUCAAUGAGGUUAUCAGACAAGUUGACAUUGUCAUCACCUGUACAGGUAACAAGAACGUAGUGACAAGAGAACAUCUAGACAGAAUGAAGAACAGUUGUAUUGUGUGUAACAUGGGACAUUCCAACACUGAAAUUGAUGUGGCGAGCUUACGUACGCCUGAGCUGACCUGGGAAAGGGUGAGAUCUCAGGUAGACCAUGUCAUCUGGCCAGACGGGAAGAGGAUAGUGCUGCUGGCAGAGGGCCGUCUGUUGAACCUGAGCUGUUCCACUGUUCCCACCUUUGUAUUGUCCAUCACCGCAACCACUCAGGCUCUGGCUUUGAUAGAGCUCUACAAUGCCCCUGAAGGGCGCUACAAACAGGACGUCUACCUGCUGCCUAAGAAAAUGGAUGAGUAUGUGGCAAGUCUUCAUCUUCCAACGUUCGAUGCACAUCUGACAGAGCUAACAGAUGAACAAGCAAAAUACCUGGGACUAAAUAAAAACGGGCCUUUCAAACCAAACUACUACAGGUAUUAGGUUUCUGCAGCUGUAACCCGAAGAAGUAAGGAACAAGAAUCCAAGCCUUUUCUCAACUAUUGUACAGGAUGACAUAGUACAAGCUUCUUAAAUCAGAGCUGGACUUGCUCACAUAGUAGACAGUGUGUUAGGUUAUUUAUUUAUUAAACUAGAGUACUGUACGUGCGGCCUCUGCCAAUGGUGUUUUUUACUGCCAGGGGACUGUGAGACUUUUGUUUUUUGGGGGGGCGGGAAGCAAGGGGAGGAAAAAAGAAUCUGGCUGAAUUAUUUUGUUGCAAAGUAUCUGUUAGCUUCAAGUAAUCCAUUAUCGCUGUAUGUCUAUUCUAAUAUACAGGGGAUGGAGAACAAUGCAUGAGGCAAGAUUUGAGAUCAGACUUCAAGCUUGCACGUUACUUUAGUACCUUAAUGUCUAGGAACUUAAUUUCAAGGUUGCACAUUUCCUUUGUACCUUAACAUUUCUUACAUGGAAGCAGAAUCUGGGGCAGUCCCCAGAACUGUCUGUCAGUUUGCAGGGUAGCACACUCUGUUAUUUUGUUUCCAUGCCAUUUUAAAAUGAAACUAGCACAAGCCUGUUUGCUCUAGACAUUGCUGACGAGACUGGUGCUAUCUUAGUAGUGAAACACUAAAUCUUACCAGCAGCCACUGGGGAAAACUCUCUAAUUCUGAUUAUUGUGCAAGGACAGGCUUUGGCAACAAGCCAAAAUGAACUUUGCCUUAGCACUGUGGGAAGCUGUAACCAAGAGUCCAGUUUAUAGCAUCAGCUGGGGACACCCCACAGCCUGAGUUAGGAACCCAUGAGGCAGAGAUGCACCUGCUCUAAAGCAGUCAGUGAUGAACGCUGCAGGGUUCACACCAGUGGACUAAGACCCAAUUACACACCAGUCUUCAGCAACUUUGCAGUAUUUUUCUGCAGUUUUUGUUGAGUGCCAACGUUUUUCAAUUCAACCAAAGCUAUAUUUCUCAUGGAGCAGUUGUGUGGCUUCUUGUGCUCACGCUUGUGGAACAGCCUUGUGACUUUGCCGACAAAUGCUGCUUACAUUUCAAGGUAUCUCUUCGAGAUGACACUCAGAAGCUUGUUCACACUGCUGCAGAAUGAAGCAGUAAAACUGAUCAGUUCUGAGGACUGUUCUUGACACAAUCUUUCUCCAACUGGUAUUUCAGUCCUCUUUGGAAGUGACUUCUGUGUAUAAAAGCACCUGUUUCUGGGAAAUGUUUCCCAGACUCCCAGUGCCAGAGCUGUUCGAGUCUUAUUUUCAAAUAUAAAUUUAAAUAAGGGUCCCUAGAAUUCAUUCACUGAACAAAUGAAUAAGCACCAGUAAUUAUCCCAUAGAGUAUGCUCUGUCCUGAGGUCUAGAUGUUAUAAGUAGAGUUCAGAAUCACUGUCACAUUAGUAUCUUGUCAAGUCUUGCUGUAUUAGUCAGAAAUGAUGUAAGAUAAACAUGCCUGUUACUUGUUUUAGCCCAGGAUGUCCUGUCUGGAUGCUGCAUACAACACAGACAUGCGUGUCAAGGUAAUUUUUAAGGUUGCCAUAUCUCCCCAGAGUUACUGAAGACAUGUUUCUUUUUUAAAAUUUGAGGUACUUCAAGUGGUACUUACCAGACUUCCACGUGAAGCAUUGACCUAUCAGCCUGGGCUUUUAUAUACCAUGCUCACCAUCCUGGCACCUGAUCAAGUGAAGAUCCUUGUUUUUUGCCCUCUCUGAAUCUUUGGCCAUUAUGAAUGGGAGAGGUGUCUUUGUGGCAUUGUGUUCUCACACACAAAAGACAGAAAUUGUGUUCUACAGGCAAGUCACAGAAUCAUCAAAAUUAGAGAUGAAGACUGCCUCCUGGGUCAGUUUGUCCAAUGUCACAGUUGUUUCUUAAAGCAAAUUUUCUAGUAUGCUGUUUAAUCCAAUUUUCAAUCUCCAAAGGGAUGGAGCCCUACGUAGAAAGUUGUAGGUAAGCUGUUGGAAGUUUUAUGAGGCUGUGUCUGAGGGAGGCAUCAUAGAAUGAUCCCCAGUCAUGUAUCAAUUGAUCUUCAACUCUUGGUUGAUUUUAUUCAGGUCCUGAGAUUUUCGGAAGAGACCAGUGAAUUAUUGUUAAGAUGUCAGUCAGGUGUAUUACUUUUAUUACUUACAUCGUUUGAGUUAUUUUAUUCUGCAGUGACCCAGCUUUAUCCUGGAGUCACUUUGGUUGUUUGUAGACGCGUGGUGUGAAAUCCAGGCCCAUGGAACUCAAUGGCAAAGCUCCCUUUUGACUUCAGAAGGGCCAGGAUUUCACUUGUAGAUUGCGCUGUCUGAAUGGAGUCUUUUUCUGGGCAAAAGCCCCAGGAAUGUAUCCACCCAUGUAGCUCUUAAAGAUCUUGGCGUACAUGGGCUGCACAAAUGGCCAAGGAUAAAGGGGAAAGAGUUUCUUAGAGACUUUUCUCUUCUGUGUACUAAAUCAGUCACAGAACCAUUUCCCAGCAGCCAGGAGUUGGGGGAUGGGCAACAUGGGUCUUUGAUUUAAUAGGGAACAUUAUCUUGUCCUCCUCCCUUGGAUCUCUUGUGGUAUCAGUGUCCAUGUAUGAUGAUGCAUCCAAUACAUCAAUCUGUUCUUUAUCUCACGUGGUUAUGCCUGGCAUGUGAAACUGCUUGUUAGACAAAUGCUUGGCGUCAGCCCUGGCCGUACUGUCUCUGUGGGUCUGCAUCUCACCUCUGUGACCUGAGUUCAGUCAUAUAGGGAGCAGUACAGUAUUCAUGCAGUUGCUGUACACUUACUGGGAGUUCCCAGGCUAGCACCACAAUGCUGGUUUGAAAUCUGAUAGCGAAGUGCAGCCUUAGCUAAGAGUAUUUUAGGACACCAUCGUUUUUUGGGAGGUUUUUUCCAUACAUACUCCUAUCAAUGAGCUGGAACAGAACGGGUGCAAAUGUUCCAAACUGACAAACACAAGGAAGUUCCUUCUCUCUUUAUUCGCUAGAGACAGUUGAGUCAAGACUUGUGCACUUUUUACAGAGUUAGCUGUGCAGAAGUGAGGUGGCGUGGCUGGGAAUGCCCUGUGCAGACAGAGACAGUCAUUGCUUAACAUGAACUGGGUUCCUCACUUGCCUGUCUGGGGAAGGGACUAGGAGACCAGAGCACCCCAAAGUGUGGCUCAUGACCACUCUUUCCCUUUAGGUAGAGGUGCAGCCUCAGAGACUGCAGGCCCCUGCAUGGAUUUCUGCUCAGAUCAAGCUGGAGCAUUGCAAGCUGGGAGGUGUAGUCCCUGUGCUCUACAGAAAUGGAGCAUUGUAAUCAGUUCCAAGUGGCCAGUGCUGUUGGGCAUCAUUCGGGCACCCCCUAGUUUAAUGUGUGGAAACAGUUCCUAGUUUUCCCCGUGAAAACCAGACCAGCACAGUGGCGCUACCAGCCUUCUCGUCUCUCUUAUUUUAUGGGGAAGGUGACAACAUUAGCCUGUCUCUUGUGUUCUGGAGCGAAGCCACUUAGGAAAUGCCACUGUGGGUCACAUGUUCAUCCAGGCACCCUUUGGAAAAGUGGGGUCAGAAAUCAAGCUGAAUCUGCCCCCAGGACAAUAACCAUUCCAUCAGGUGACCCGACAGUGCAUCUCAGAAGGGUCGCUUACCUAUUCCAAGUCUGUCACUAGUGUAGCAUGUCGUGGUGCUGUCCUCAUCAGUGAAUUUGUUUGUGCUGAUUUUAAGCUCAUUUUAUCUUCAGUGUAGCUGUAAGAAGAAGAAAAAAUCAUUCAAAAUGGCUUUUUUCCCCUCUGAUCUUUUACAGAUUUUCUCCAUGUUGCUAUGCCUUUUCGUAAGCUUUUUUGCUUGCUUGGCUUUUCCUAAUCAAUCUGGAAUCAUAUUCCGUGAUCAUCUCUAAAUUAAGUGUAACUGGUUUUUUAAAUGUAACAAUUUUUUUUAAAUAUUAGAAAAAAGGAGAUAGGCAACACCAGCAAAAUCUUGUAAGGAAAAUAAUUUUGUUCUGAACUUUAGAAACCAGGAAAAAAAACCCCAAUCAUCUGUCAUAAUUCUACAGUAAGGAAGUAAAAACUAAGACUAUAUCAUUUUCAAAAGGAUGUUUUAAAUAUUAAUGUCUGAGUGAUUGUAUUAGAUCAGCAAUAAAGACUCUGUAAUCUCAAAACACAAAUAAAAUGUUGCAAAAUUCA
Messenger RNA from Dermochelys coriacea (leatherback sea turtle), 6194 nucleotides. It is a transcript of the gene AHCYL2, whose product is annotated as adenosylhomocysteinase like 2. Gene Ontology annotation, cellular component: cytosol. NCBI's taxonomy places the organism in Eukaryota, Metazoa, Chordata, Testudines, Dermochelyidae. Gene Ontology annotation, biological process: L-methionine cycle. The record is from RefSeq and is a predicted model, not a curated record. The transcript has 18 exons. Bases 72 to 2081 code for a protein of 669 amino acids.